Molecule: messenger RNA, 2374 nt
Organism: Suncus etruscus (white-toothed pygmy shrew)
Lineage: Eukaryota; Metazoa; Chordata; Mammalia; Eulipotyphla; Soricidae
Gene: PLK3
Product: polo like kinase 3
Exons: 15
Coding region: 117-2069 (650 amino acids)
Biological process (GO): protein phosphorylation; mitotic G1/S transition checkpoint signaling; Golgi disassembly
Cellular component (GO): nucleus; centrosome; cytoplasm
Molecular function (GO): protein serine/threonine kinase activity; protein binding; ATP binding
Source: RefSeq, a predicted model, not a curated record
CUCCCGCGGGCGCGAGCGCAGCGUAGCGAGUCCUGACAGCGCUCCGCGCGGCCGGGCCGGGCGGAACGGAGAUCCAGCCGGGCGGGCGCUGCGCCGCGCCACGCCGAGCCGCCUGCAUGGAGCCCGCCACCAGUUUCCUGUCCCCGCGCCCUUUCCCUCGUGCUGCCGCCCGGCCCGCGCCUCCCGCCGGGCCCGGACCACCUCCGAGUGGACUGCCCGGACCCGGACCCGAACCUGAGAUGCUGGCUGGGCCGCCCCCGGCGCCGGAUCCCGGGCGCCUCAUCACGGAUCCACGCAGCGGCCGUACCUACUUCAAAGGUCGCCUGCUGGGGAAGGGGGGUUUCGCCCGCUGCUAUGAGGCCACGGACAGGGAGACGGGCAGCGCCUACGCGGUCAAAGUCAUCUCGCAGAGCCGCAUCACCAAGCCGCAUCAGAGGGAGAAGAUUCUAAACGAGAUUGAGCUUCACCGAGACCUGCAGCACCGCCACAUCGUGCGUUUCUCGCAUCACUUUGAGGACGCAGACAACAUCUACAUUUUCCUGGAGCUCUGCAGCCGAAAGUCCCUGGCUCACAUCUGGAAGGCUCGGCACACCCUGCUGGAGCCAGAGGUGCGUUACUACCUGCGGCAGAUCUUGUCUGGACUCAAGUACCUGCACCAUCGGGGCAUCCUGCAUCGGGAUCUCAAGCUGGGAAAUUUUUUUAUCACUGAGAACAUGGAACUGAAGAUGGGAGAUUUUGGACUGGCGACACGGUUGGAACCUCCAGAGCAUAGGAAGAAGACCAUCUGUGGUACUCCCAAUUAUGUGGCUCCGGAAGUGCUGCAGAGACAGGGCCAUGGCCCUGAGGCAGACGUGUGGUCCCUUGGCUGUGUCAUGUAUACACUGCUCUGUGGGAGCCCCCCAUUUGAGACUGUUGACCUGAAGGAGACGUACCGCUGCAUCAAGCAGGUUCAUUACACACUGCCCGCUAGUCUCUCGCUGCAUGCCCGCCAGCUCCUGGCCUCCAUCCUUCGUGCUUCGCCCCAAGACCGCCCCUCAAUUGACCAGAUCCUGCGCCACGACUUCUUCACCAAGGGCUACACCCCCGAUCGGCUCCCUGUCAGCAGCUGUGUGACAGUACCAGACCUGAUACCCCUUAACCCAGCAAAGAUCCUGUUCGUCAAAGUUACCAAGAGCCUCUUUGGCAGAAAGAAGAACAAGAAUAAGAACCAUCCUGAGGAGCGGGACGAGAUCUCCUGUUUGGUGAAUGGCUUCACUCGGGCAUCCAUCAGUCAGCAGGAUGCCAGGCCUGAGGUUCCCCCAGCUUCAGGUCCAGCCCCUCCCAGCCUAGUAGAGACAGCACCUGAGGACAGCUCACCCCGGGGCACGCUGGCGAGUAGUGGAGAUGGAUUUGAAGAAGGCCUGACAGUGGCCACGGUGGUAGAAUCUGCCCUCUGUGCUCUGAGAAACUGCCUGGCCUUCAUGCCUCCAGCCGAACAGAACCCUGCUCCCCUGGCACAGCCAGAGCCACUGGUGUGGGUCAGCAAGUGGGUUGACUACUCCAACAAGUUUGGCUUUGGCUAUCAACUCUCCAGCCGCCGUGUGGCUGUGCUCUUCAACAAUGGCACACACAUGGCGCUGUCGGCCAAUAGGAAGACCGUGCACUACAACCCAACAAGCAUGAAGCAUUUCUCCUUUUCUGUGGGAGCUGUGCCCCGGGCCCUGCAGCCACAGCUGGGGGUCCUCCGGUAUUUUGCCUCCUACAUGGAGCAACGGCUCAUGAAGGGUGGAGAUCUGCCCAGUGUGGAAGAAGUGGAGUUACCUGUCCCCCCACUUUUGCUGCAGUGGGUCAAGACGGAUCAGGCCCUGCUCAUGCUGUUUAGUGAUGGCACCGUCCAAGUAAACUUCUAUGGGGACCACACCAAGCUGAUCCUCAGUGGCUGGGAACCCCUCCUUGUGACUUUUGUGGCCCGAAAUCGCAGUGCUUGUACUUACCUCGCUUCUCACCUCCGGCAGCUGGGCUGCUCCCCAGACCUCCGUCAACGUCUCCGCUACGCCCUGCGCCUGCUCCGGGACCGCUGCCCAGCCUAGGCCCCAAACCUCAGAGCCUGCUGGCCUCUGCCUGGAAGACUCUGGUGGCCCUCCCUGUCCCUUUGGUGCUUCCCUGGGGGCUUGGGCCGCAUCCCCCAGGGAAUCAGGGACCAGCUUUACUGGGGUUAGAAGCUGCCUGCCCUUGGCAUCUAUCUCUUACCCUUACUCCAAGAUAAGCCUGAGCCUUAGCUCCCUGCUAGGGGGCGCUAUUUAUGGACCACUUUUAUUUAUUGACAAGACAUUUAUUUAUUGGGAUGUGAGCCCCAGGAAGGGCCUCCUCCUGGGAUGGAUAAUAAAAACGUUUU